AUGAACUACCUGCGUCGACGGCUCUCGGACAGCAACUUCAUGUCCAACCUGCCCAACGGGUACAUGACGGACCUCCAACGCGCCGACCCGCCGCCGCCGCCGCCGCCGCAGCAGCAGCAGCAGCAGCAGCCGCAGCCGCAGCACAGCCCCGCAGUGUCGCCGUCCGAGAGGCGCCAGCCCGGCAGCCAGCAGGCGGGAGGAGGAGGAGGAGGAGGUGGGGGGGGAACCGGCUUCUUCUCCUCCAUCUCCAACGCCGUCAAACAGACCACCGCCGCCGCGGCCGCCACGCUGACCGAGGCGGCGGACAGGGCAGGGGUCUCCAGCAACGCCAAGUUACUCCUGGUUCUAGACGACCAGCAGACGGACUGGGUAAAGGUCUUCAGGGGAAGGAAAGUCCACGGUGAAUUUGACAUCAAGGUGGAACAGGCCGACUUCUCCGAGAUCAGCCUGGUGGCCCACGCUACCGGCGCCUUUUGCGUGCACAUCGAUGCGAUCAGGAACGGGCAUAAAGUCAAUAAAUCCUUCAAACCAGACUUUGUGCUGAUUAGAGAACAUGCCUUCAGCAUGGACAAGAAUGGAGAUCACCGGAACAUAGUGAUUGGCCUGCAGUAUGCCGGGGUGCCGAGUAUCAACUCCUUGCAUUCGGUCUACAACUUCUGUGACAAACCAUGGGUGUUCGCCCAGAUGUCCAGACUGCAUAAGCAAUUGGGCCCAGAAGAAUUCCCACUGAUCGAGCAGGUUUACUAUCCCAACCACAAGGAAAUGAUAACGUCCCCUGGGUUCCCUGUGGUGGUGAAGAUGGGCCACGCUCACUCCGGAAUGGGAAAGGUGAAAGUGGACAAUCAGUAUGAUUUUCAAGACAUCGCCAGCGUUGUCGCGCUGACCAAGACCUACGCCACGUCAGAGCCCUUCAUUGAUGCCAAGUAUGACGUUCGCAUUCAGAAAAUUGGGAGCCAUUACAAGGCCUAUAUGAGGACGUCAAUUUCUGGCAACUGGAAGACCAACACCGGCUCGUCGAUGCUGGAGCAGGUGGCCAUGUCAGACAAGUACCGGAUGUGGGUGGAUGCUUGCUCUGAAGUCUUUGGUGGGUUGGAUAUAUGUGCAGUGGAAGCUUUGCAUGGUAAAGACGGCAAGGACUACAUUAUAGAGGUGGAUGACUGCUCGAUGCCACUGAUCGGGGACCAACAGGAUGAAGACCGUGUCCAGAUUGCAGAGCUGGUGGUGUCCAAGAUGAACCAGACCGUCCCACGAACUUCAAGCCCUUCCCCGGUACGUGACAGCAGAACGACCAGCGGGAAGCCUGCAGAUAGAGCAGUGUCCCCUCAGCCCACCUCCCAGCCCAGAGUACCGCAGGCGCAGCAGCGCCCUCCAACCCAGGGUGGUCCCCAGCAAAGUCCUCCCCCUCAGCAGCGUCCACAACCUCAGGGCCAACCCCCUGUGCUGGCCCAGCAAUCUGCUGCCAGCCCCAGCCCCAACGAUCCCGCCGGCCAGGCACAGCAGACUAAAUCUAGUCAGCAACGACCCCCAGGACCCACCCAGGGUCAGAGACCUCCCUCUGGUCAGAGCUCUCCUCAGCGAAGCCAAGGGAGCUCCCCUCAAGUUCAGAGGCAACAGUCUGGUUCGCAGCAGCAGAAGCCAGCACCAGGUGGAUCGGGCCAGAAACCCUCAGGAGGCCAACCGCCGCAGCGACCCCCGCAACAGAGGCCUAGUCAGCCCCCCAGACAGAUGUCACAGGGAGGGUCCCAGGGUCCGCAACUGCAGCGAGCUCCCAGUCAGCCAAGUCGUCCAGGAGCACCGACCACCCAGCAGCCCCGACCUACUGCCCAGGGUCAGGGAGGCCUAGCAGGACGACCCCCGCUGCAGCAGAAGCCUCAGCCCUCGCAGAAGCCCGCCGGCCAAGACAACCCAGCUAUAGGUGGCUCUCCACAGCUAAACAAAUCCCAGUCUCUUACCAAUGCCUUCAACAUUCCAGAAACCCCGCCGCCCCGAGCCAGCCUUAGUCAGGAUGAGGUGAAGGCUGAAACCAUACGCAAUCUACGCAAAUCUUUUGCCAGUCUCUUCUCAGAGUGA
Messenger RNA from Lampris incognitus (smalleye Pacific opah), 2070 nucleotides. RefSeq names its product synapsin I (gene syn1). The transcript is spliced from 14 exons. Gene Ontology annotation, molecular function: ATP binding; metal ion binding. The record is from RefSeq and is a predicted model, not a curated record. Gene Ontology annotation, biological process: neurotransmitter secretion. Lineage: Eukaryota; Metazoa; Chordata; Actinopteri; Lampriformes; Lampridae. The coding region runs from base 1 to 2070 and encodes 689 amino acids. Gene Ontology annotation, cellular component: synaptic vesicle membrane; synaptic vesicle.